CUCAAUGUUCAUCGUUCACAGCCAAUACCUCGUAACUUGGGUUUUACUAAAAAGACGACGUCAUCCGCCGCCGGUACUUUGUCAGGCUCAGCUCUUCAGCCUAGCCUCUCCCAUUAGCCAGUGGUUGUCCCAGACGCCCCUGAUCAUGGGUUUGCUGCUUGUGACGGAGUGCAACGACCCUCCUUGCCCAAUCGACCCGGGUGGGUUAUGGUUGAAUUUGAAGGUAGCACUCCAGCGCCUUCGACGCAUUCGGAACAACAUCCUGUUCUCGAUCCUUUUAAUUAUGAUCGUGUCUCUGGUCAUUUACAGCGUACUACAGUCCGUUGGCUGCAAGAUCAGUGGCCCAUGACUGAAUCUCGACUAAAUCAUCUCGAGGACAUGAUUAAGGAGGAGAAUAGACUUUCCGUGUCUGUCGACUUAUACUGUGUUACAAAUUGGCGAUUGAUUGCGUCGAACAGUAUGAAGGCGAAAGUAUAUCGCUUUCAGGGGUACCCAAAAGGUUUCUCAGCUGCGGAUCCAUAUGAUCGGGAAGGUGCUCGCCCCCUCGAUGAUGGCCAUUCAUGGAAAUACCCCAGGAUUGAUCCAAAUGAUUUUGUCGAGAACUCCGUCAUCUACCAUCUGAACCGUCCCCACUAUCCCUACCUGACACGCUAUGCUGAUGACCCCCCUCUCGAUUAUCACCAUAUAAUACAAGACGAUCGUCGUAAUAUCGACCCAUGGAUGCUGAGUCCGGGCCUUCGCCAGAAGCUUGAUGAUUGGUUCGAGUCCGUCUUCGAAUUAUACUUGGCCUGGCAUCACCUUGUAUGCUACACCCAAAUUGUCUCCUUUAAGCCUUACUGGCCUAUACCGUCCCAUCAAUUUGCGGCUCUCUAUCCCUUUCGUGCCCAUGAAGGCCAUAAUCCAGAUCCCCUCCUUCUUGCGAACUUCUGCUGUGGCAUAUAUGAAAUGAGAGCUUGGUGUACAUACGUUAUGUUUACCAUGCUUGACGUAGUUCAUCGAUCUGUCACCCGGCCACUGUUGCAUCAUCCAGUCGACGAAAAUAUGAUUGGCGCCACCUUCUUCGAUGACCUUGAUUUGUCUGAUCCCAACAUAUCGACUCUUCAUCGUCAUGGCGUCCCUAUUUUCCAGGUACGGGUGUGGGACGGUCAGAAAACAGCACACAGACCCUCAUCUCAAAUAUACGCACACGCCGCAACAAGCCCCCUAGUCGGGGUGGGGCAGGAUGUUAGAGUCAAUCUCUUCCUCGAGGAAAGCACAUCAAGUAUCCGUCGGGCUUUCCCCUGGAUUGUCUAUCCGUUGACAGAGAUGAAAAUGAAGCAAAGCCUUACGUGGAUUGUUGCAAAUGAGCUGGGCCUGUGCACACACCCUCGACCCAUUGCCCUCCCUGAAAAUACGUUCAUGGUGCUCGAAAAAUGCUUUGGUAGAGGCGUUAAUGUUGAAGCUGUCGCGAAGUCGGACGCUGUCCAUCAACCAAGAGGUUUCCGCGCUCAGCCCUCGACUGACCUUCCUCGUCAUCCUCCACCUUUUCCCCCGCCACCCGCGCCUCCAUUGAUCGUAGGAAGUGUAGCUCCACGACCACAACUCCAGCGUUCCGUUACCCACGUUCUCUCCCCCCAUUCCAGCGCCUCCUGCCUCAAGUGCCCCUUCAGUUUCCGACAGCAGCUCCAGCAGUUCGGACAGUGGGUGCGAACUUGAUAUAGAUAAAACCAUGGCGAUGCAGCAGAAAUAUCCCCAACGGCAGAAUGAAAGCAGGCGGGACUAUUCGAGGCGAAUCUACAAAGAGCUUCAACGAGUGGAAGAAACACGUAAUCAUCCGGAGGGGCGACUGUUGAUAGCUGGUGC
Cantharellus anzutake is the source of this 1842-nucleotide messenger RNA. RefSeq lists its product as uncharacterized. The transcript is spliced from 2 exons. Lineage: Eukaryota; Fungi; Basidiomycota; Agaricomycetes; Cantharellales; Hydnaceae. The record is from RefSeq and is a predicted model, not a curated record. Bases 208 to 1695 code for a protein of 495 amino acids.